ACCCAUAUUGUUUACUUGUUGGCUUCGUUUGGUACUGUUGGUAGUCGACUAGCUAGUUACAGUCCGCGCUGCGUUCAGUGUACUUGCCCAUACAUCGUGCGAUACAUAACGCGACCAGUGCCCUCGCAAUGGAGCUAAAUUUUAUAACAACAUUAAUCAAACACGAUGUUAAUCACAACGUGAAACAGUGUUUCAAAUCCAAAAAGCCAUUUAUUAUCCGAAAAGAAGAAGUAAUGGCAAUCAAGAGUAAAUUCCCCACCAAAAUACCACUAAUCGUUGAGCGAUAUCAUAAAGAGAGAAAUCUGCCAACACUGGACAAAAAAAAAUUUUUAGUCCCGGAAGAUAUCACCAUGUCUCAGUUUUUGGUUAUCAUCAGAAACAGGAUCAGAGUCAAACCUAACCAAGCUUUAUACCUAAUCAUCAAUAACAGGUCGAUGUUAAGUAUGAGCCUCACAAUGGCGCAAGCCUACGAAAACUAUGGGGAUGAAGAUGGAUUCCUUUACAUCACCUACGCCUCUCAAGAGGUGUUCGGCUACCAGGAUGAUAUGCAGGAAAAAUCGAACCGCGAAGUAGAAGCCAUUAGACACCGCUUCCCUAAUAAAGUCCCGCUGUACGUGACCAGAUACGUAAGAGAUCGUGAGGUGCCAGUAUUAGGGAGAACAAAGUUCUUAGUGCCACAGGAACUCACAAUGUCGCAGUUUCUGUACAUUAUAAGAACAAAGAUGAAACUCCGCGAUUCACAGGCAUUGUACUUGCUUGUGAACGACAAAGUUUUGGCGAGCCACAGUAUGACGAUGGCGCAGGCGUACCAGCAGUUCCGCUCUCACGAUGGCUACCUGCAUAUCACUUAUGCAGCACAACAAGUCUUCGGAUGAACGUAAAGAGUAAAUGAGCUGGUUUCGAAAUCCUAAGUUCCAAGUUCAUGGUGUUCUACUAAAAAACAUAUAAAGACUGAAAGUAUUUGAUUGUAUUUGUGAUAGUUUAAUUUAAGAUACACGUAUUCAUUUUAAAAUUUGAAUCGAUUGUAAUUAGAAUUAAGUUUUGUAGUUUAUAAGAUAAGCUUGGAUGGUUAUUAAAAAAUGUUAUAAUAUAAUACAAAAAAUGAACAUAAUUGAACUCUAUGGCAUUCAUUUUAAAGCACAAUAAAUGAUCUCACGAUUAUUAUCGAUCGAUUUUAAAUAAUUACGAUGAAAAGUUUUUGUUAUGUCCUUCUGUGUCCGAUAUUAUUGUGUUCCUAUUUAAAUGAUCUGAUUUUAAAUUAUUGAACUCGUUUAUCUUAUUGUUAUUCUCUCGGUUAUGUAUCCAAUUAAUUUUAUUAUAUAUUUAUCGUAAAA
This is a messenger RNA of Bombyx mori (domestic silkworm), 1334 nucleotides long. RefSeq names its product microtubule-associated proteins 1A/1B light chain 3C. Lineage: Eukaryota; Metazoa; Arthropoda; Insecta; Lepidoptera; Bombycidae. Gene Ontology annotation, cellular component: autophagosome; autophagosome membrane; cytosol. The transcript is spliced from 8 exons. The record is from RefSeq and is a predicted model, not a curated record. The coding region runs from base 129 to 875 and encodes 248 amino acids. Gene Ontology annotation, biological process: autophagosome maturation; autophagy of mitochondrion; cellular response to nitrogen starvation. Gene Ontology annotation, molecular function: ubiquitin protein ligase binding.